AGGAAGAGGAGGAGGUGGUGGAGGAGGACGUCGUCUGGUCCCGGCUGGGAGGUGGAGCAGCGGCAGCAGCAGCGGCCGAGGCAGCCGCCGCCGCCUCCGGAAAGGGAGAGGCAGGAGAGAUCGGGACUUGCAAAACCCAAAGUGUCGGCGACCCUGCACCGCAGGCUCCCUUCCAGCUUCAUGGGCAAAGUGUGGAAACAGCAGAUGUACCCUCAGUACGCCACCUACUACUACCCCCAGUAUCUGCAAGCGAAGACUGGUGAAGAAUUCAAGAAGGGAAGCUAGAGAAUCUAAGAAAACAUUCUACUAAGACUUGGUGGAAGAAGGAGCUGGCUGCCUGUAAUACCAGGAGAACAACUCAAAAGGCUCUUAGGGGACCUAGAGUCAACAACCUAUGAGGAAAUGGACAUUACAGCUUCAGUGCCAAGAGCUCUAGGGACACCACUGAGAGGCCAUUUUAGAGUGAACAGCUUAUGCAGUCUCUGGUCCCAGCGCACCCCAUGGCCCCUCCCAGUCCCAGCACCACCAGCAGUAAUAACAACAGUAGCAGCAGUAGCAACUCAGGAUGGGAUCAGCUGAGCAAAACAAACCUCUAUAUCCGAGGCCUGCCCCCCAACACCACUGACCAGGACUUAGUGAAGCUCUGUCAACCAUAUGGGAAAAUAGUCUCCACGAAGGCCAUUUUGGAUAAGACAACGAACAAGUGCAAAGGUUAUGGUUUUGUUGACUUCGACAGUCCUGCAGCAGCGCAGAAAGCUGUGUCAGCCCUGAAGGCUAGCGGAGUUCAGGCUCAGAUGGCAAAGCAACAGGAACAAGAUCCUACUAACCUGUACAUUUCUAAUCUGCCACUGUCCAUGGAUGAGCAAGAACUUGAAAAUAUGCUCAAACCCUUUGGACAAGUUAUUUCUACAAGAAUACUUCGUGAUUCCAGUGGUACAAGCCGUGGUGUUGGCUUUGCCAGGAUGGAAUCAACAGAAAAAUGCGAAGCUGUAAUUGCUCAUUUUAAUGGAAAAUUCAUUAAGACCCCACCAGGAGUUUCUGCUCCUACAGAACCUUUAUUGUGCAAGUUUGCAGAUGGAGGACAGAAGAAGAGACAGAACCCAAACAAAUACAUCCCUAAUGGACGACCAUGGCACAGAGAAGGAGAGGUGAGACUUGCUGGAAUGACACUCACUUAUGACCCAACUACAGCUGCUCUACACAACGGAUUUUAUCCUUCACCAUACAGUAUUGCUACAAACCGAAUGAUCACUCAAACUUCUCUUACACCCUAUAUUGCAUCUCCUGUAUCUGCCUACCAGGUGGCAAAGGAAACCAGAGAAAACAAGUAUCGGGGCUCUGCUAUCAAGGUGCAAAGUCCUUCUUGGAUGCAACCUCAACCAUACAUCCUACAGCAUCCUGGUGCUGUAUUAACUCCCUCGAUGGAGCACACCAUGUCACUACAGCCUGCAUCUAUGAUCAGCCCUCUGGCCCAGCAAAUGAGUCAUCUGUCAUUAGGCAGCACCGGAACAUACAUGCCUGCUACGUCAGCCGUGCAAGGAGCCUAUUUGCCGCAGUACACACACAUGCAAACAACGGCGGUUCCUGUUGAGGAAGCAAGUGGUCAGCAGCAGGUGGCUGUGGAGACGUCUAAUGACCAUUCUCCAUAUACCUUUCAACCCAAUAAGUAACUGUGAGGUGUACAGAAGGGAGUUCUUACAUGAAGAAGGGUGUGAAGGCUGAACAAUCAUGGAUUUUUCUGAUCAAUUGUGCUUUAGGAAAUUAUUGACAGUUUUGCACAGGUUCUUGAAAACGUUAUUUAUAAUGAAAUCAACUAAAACUAUUUUUGCUAUAAGUUCUAUAAGGUGCAUAAAACCCUUAAAUUCAUCUAGUAGCUGUUCCCCUGAACAGGUUUAUUUUAGUAAAAAACUAAAAAAACAAAAAACAAAAAAAAAAACCAAAAAUGAAAGAUUUUUAUCAAAUGUCAUGAUGCAAAAUAAAAAAAAAAAAAAGGAAAAAAAGAAAAAUGAAAAAAAAGAGAAAAAGAAAACUUCAAUUUUCUGGGUAUGCACAAAGACCAUGAAGACUUAUCCAAGUGCAUGACCGGAUUUUUGCAGUUUUGUUCAUUUUGUGUUUAAUUUGUCUUUUUUUCAGCUGUAUGAAAUGGGCUUUCUGAAGUUUAAAUUGUCCAACUUCAUCCAUGGUGUUCUGUGCUUGCCGUGCGAGUGUCACUGUAAUUCAGUGUUGCUGUCAUUGUCUUUCCUUAGCUUUCUGUUUUUCUUUCAACGUAGUGUGAAGUGUCUUAUCCUUUUCUAUGAAUUCCAAUUUGCCUUAACUCUUUUGAUGCUGUAGCUGUUUCAGUAAAAGUUAGUUCAAACUAAUGAUGUAGAAUGCUUUGACCAAAUGAGCUGGUCGAUUAUGCCUUGUAAAACAGCAGCAUAGGGCUUUUAAAAGGUAGUCAAUAAAAGUUGCUGAAAUUUUGGCUUUUUAAAA
Molecule: messenger RNA, 2472 nt
Organism: Nannospalax galili (Upper Galilee mountains blind mole rat)
Lineage: Eukaryota; Metazoa; Chordata; Mammalia; Rodentia; Spalacidae
Gene: Rbms1
Product: RNA binding motif single stranded interacting protein 1
Exons: 16
Coding region: 474-1670 (398 amino acids)
Cellular component (GO): ribonucleoprotein complex; nucleus; cytosol
Molecular function (GO): poly(A) binding; poly(U) RNA binding; mRNA 3'-UTR binding
Source: RefSeq, a predicted model, not a curated record